UUAACGUGACGUUUACGAGCUGACACAAACGACACAAACACGCGAGUUGGAAAAACGCGACAGAAAGCCUUGGAAACCGGCAAGUUGUUUAUGGUGAAAUUUGAUGGUUUUAAUAUUUUUCAACAUUAUUUCAACAAGCAAGUGAAAAUUGGCUUCAAACUAUUCGCAACAUGAAAAUUGAAGAAGUUAAAAGUACAGUGAAAACGCAACGGAUCGCUGCUCACAGCCAUGUCAAAGGUCUCGGAUUAGAUGAGAACGGAGUUCCGCUACAGAUAGCUGCCGGAUUGGUGGGCCAGAAGAAUGCCCGUGAGGCAGCCGGGAUCGUAGUGGACCUUAUCAAGUCUAAGAAGAUGUCGGGCCGAGCAUUGUUGUUAGCCGGUCCACCCGGCACCGGUAAAACGGCGAUAGCACUAGCUAUUGCCCAGGAGCUCGGCAAUAAAGUGCCAUUCUGUCCAAUGGUAGGCUCGGAAGUUUUCAGCAGCGAAAUUAAGAAAACGGAAGUGCUCAUGGAGAAUUUUCGUCGUUCGAUCGGACUGCGUAUCCGGGAAACAAAGGAAGUGUACGAAGGAGAAGUGACGGAGCUGACUCCAGUUGAAACUGAAAAUCCCAUGGGAGGAUACGGUAAAACAAUUAGCAACGUCGUCAUUGGACUGAAAACGGCCAAAGGCACCAAACAGCUCAAGCUAGAUCCUAGCAUUUAUGAGUCACUACAGAAAGAAAAAGUUGAGGUAGGUGAUGUCAUUUACAUCGAAGCUAAUAGUGGUGCUGUCAAAAGACAAGGUCGUAGCGACACUUUUGCAACCGAGUUUGAUUUGGAAACGGAAGAAUACGUUCCCCUCCCCAAAGGAGACGUCCAUAAGAAGAAAGAAGUCGUUCAAGAUGUGACGCUUCACGAUUUGGACGUAGCUAAUGCAAGACCGCAAGGCGGCCAAGAUGUUCUUUCCAUGGUAGGCCAGAUCAUGAAGCCGAAGAAAACUGAAAUUACCGACAAGCUUCGCAUGGAAAUCAACAAAGUUGUAAAUAAAUACAUUGACCAAGGAAUCGCGGAAUUGGUUCCUGGAGUUUUGUUCAUCGAUGAGAUCCAUAUGCUUGACUUGGAGUGCUUUACUUAUCUACACAAAUCGUUAGAAUCUGCUAUUGCCCCAAUAGUAAUAUUUGCCACCAACAGAGGACGUUGUGUAAUUCGUGGAACGGAUGACAUCAUUUCUCCUCACGGUAUUCCCCUAGAUUUGUUAGAUCGUUUAUUGAUCGUUCGUACGUCUCCCUACAAUUUGUCGGAAAUUGAACAAAUCAUCAAACUGAGAGCUCAAACCGAAGGUCUAAGUGUUGAAGAUGCCGCCAUUCAGGCGUUGAGUGAAAUAGGAGACAAUACAACGUUGCGCUAUGCCAUACAACUACUGACACCAGCACAUCAGAAUUGCAAGGUAAACGGACGGACUCAAAUCACCAAAGACGACAUCAUGGACGUUAACUCGUUGUUUUUGGAUGCCAAACGUUCGGCGAAAUUCCUGCAAGAGGAAAAUACUAAGUAUAUGAUGUGAACGAUAUCCGGGCACUUGAAUAUUAUUUUAUUGUAGCAUAAGAAUCCGAUGAAUGAAACAUAAUACAUAAUGAUUAAUAAUUGACAAAUUAUCAAUAGAGCUUGAACUUGAUGACCAUACAA
This is a messenger RNA of Armigeres subalbatus, 1663 nucleotides long. It is a transcript of the gene pont, whose product is annotated as ruvB-like helicase 1. The record is from RefSeq and is a predicted model, not a curated record. Gene Ontology annotation, cellular component: Ino80 complex; NuA4 histone acetyltransferase complex; R2TP complex. Gene Ontology annotation, molecular function: ATP binding; DNA helicase activity; ATP hydrolysis activity. Gene Ontology annotation, biological process: regulation of transcription by RNA polymerase II; box C/D snoRNP assembly; chromatin remodeling. The transcript has 2 exons. The coding region runs from base 171 to 1541 and encodes 456 amino acids. NCBI's taxonomy places the organism in Eukaryota, Metazoa, Arthropoda, Insecta, Diptera, Culicidae.